AUGUGGGAGAUACCAAUUUUUCGGAAAGACCCUGUCGAAAGGUGUGACGGUGACCUCAAGGGCUGCUCCUUCGAUGCCUCGCAGCCCACACUGAAGCACACCCUCAACUACCCCACAUUUUCUGGAUGUGCCAUUUUUUCAUCACCCUCGUCAUGGUGGCCAUCCUCUGGUGAUGUACCAAUUGGUGUCGCUUCAGAGAAAAACUCGUCCGAAGACAAAAUGGCCUUUUACAUGCUCGAAUCGGGCCCAACUUCUAACAGGGCUAGGCCAAGGUCAACUCGUUAUAAUAAAGGAUUAUGGACUGCCGCUUGUAAUUCUGUUGAUAAAACGACACCUUACAUCACUUCAAUUCUAGGCAAUCAGAAGUACCUCAGAACAACCCAAGUCAUUUUUGACUGGGCAUGA
Molecule: messenger RNA, 405 nt
Organism: Laccaria bicolor S238N-H82
Lineage: Eukaryota; Fungi; Basidiomycota; Agaricomycetes; Agaricales; Hydnangiaceae
Exons: 4
Coding region: 1-405 (134 amino acids)
Source: RefSeq, a predicted model, not a curated record